Molecule: messenger RNA, 2996 nt
Organism: Pseudophryne corroboree (corroboree frog)
Lineage: Eukaryota; Metazoa; Chordata; Amphibia; Anura; Myobatrachidae
Product: zinc finger protein 436-like
Exons: 6
Coding region: 335-2374 (679 amino acids)
Biological process (GO): regulation of transcription by RNA polymerase II
Molecular function (GO): DNA-binding transcription factor activity; RNA polymerase II cis-regulatory region sequence-specific DNA binding
Source: RefSeq, a predicted model, not a curated record
GGCCAUUUUCUUGUAGUCCGAAUAUACACCACAGAUAGAAAAGCCAAUGAAGGUAUGAUGUCAUCACCCACUGACUGACUCUUCCUCCGGGCUGUACCGAGGAAUACACGGUAGUGAGGAAGACAUCCGGUGAGUAUGAGACACCCAGCAGCCAUCCCCGUGUGUCAGGAGGACUGAGCAGGACCCAGAGCCCCAUCACGGUGCCUCCACCUCACUGAUACAUGAGAGACACAAUGACCAGAAGAUCCUGGAACUCACUAACAAGAUCAUUCAGCUGCUGCCUGGAGAGGAGGGGGAUUAUAUAGAGGAACACAGGGGUCUGUACACGGACGUGAUGAUGGAGAAUCACCGGCCCCUCACAUCACUGGAUGGGCCCAGUAACAGAGAUACCCCAGAGAGAUGUCCCCGUCCUCUGUAUUCCCAGGAUUGUACAGAGGAGAAUCACAGGAUCCCAAAGGUGGAUCAGGGUGAAGAACUGCUUGAUGUUAAGGUAGAAGAUACAGAGGGAGAAGAAGAGACGUAUGUGACUGAUAUAAAGGCAGAAGAUAUAGAGGGAGAAGAAAAGACGUAUGUGACUGAUGAUAAGGCAGAAGAUACAGAGGGAGAAGAAGAGACGUAUGUGACUGAUAUAAAGGCAGAAGAUAUAGAGGGAGAAGAAGAGACGUAUGUGAAUGAUAAGGCAAAAGAUACAGAGGGAGAAGAAGAGACGUAUAUGACUGAUGACAAGGAUGAAGAUACAGAGGGAGAAGAAGAGACGUAUGUGACUGAUAUAAAGGCAGAAGAUACAGAGGGAGAAGAAGAGACGUAUGUGACUGAUGACAAGGCAGAAGAUACAGAGGAAGAAGAAGAGACGUAUGUGACUGAUAUAAAAGCACAAGAUUUAGAGGAAGAACAAGGGUCAUAUUUGACUAUUAUAAAGGUUGAAGAUAUAGAAGGAGAAGAGAUGUAUGUGAGGGGUGAUCAGCAGUGUAAGGAGGCGGAAAUCCCUACAGAUAUCAGCACAGUUGGACACCUCAACAGGACUACCUCAGAAGAACAUCUCUUUAUCUCUUCAGAUGGUGAAAUCGAAGAUAACCUUACACGAAAUGCUCAAAGAGAACACUUUGUUAUUCCAUCUGAUCCUGUUUAUCAUUGGGAAUUUUCUCCUGGAUGCUCAGAUGUUGGUACAUCUACAGCAGUUCCUGGAGUAGAUAAGACAUUUCCUUCUUGUAUAGAUAACACAUACUUUACACAGAUAGCAAACCCUAUUACUCAUCAACCUGCAGCGGCAGGAGAAAGGCCAUUUUCAUGUUCUGAGUGUGGGAAUUUAUUCACACGAAAAGCACAUCUUAUUACACAUCAGAGAAUUCACACAGGAGAGAAACCGUUUCCAUGUUCUGAGUGUGGGAAACGUUUUACUGAGAAAUCUGCUGUUGUUAGGCAUGAGAGAAGUCACACAGGUGAAAGGCCAUUUCCAUGUUCUGAGUGUGGGAAAUGGUUUACACAUAAAUCAGCUCUUGUUAAUCAUCAGAGACGUCACACAGGUGAAAAACCAUUUCCAUGCUCUGAGUGUGGGAGAUGUUUUAGACAGAAAUCCGAUCUUGCUGCACAUCAGAGAAAUCACACAGGUGAGAAACCAUUUACAUGUACUGAGUGUGGGAAACGUUUUACACACAAAUCAGCUCUUGUGACACAUGGAAGAAGUCACACAGGUGAGAGGCCAUAUUCAUGUUCUGAGUGUGGGAAAAGUUUUACAGGGAAAUCGCAUCUCGUUAGACAUGAAAGACUCCACACAGGUGAGAGACCAUUUCCAUGUUCUGAGUGUGGGAAAUGUUUUUCACGGGAAUCACAUCUUCUUAGACAUGAGAGACUCCACACAGGUGAGAAACCAUUUCCAUGUCCUGUGUGUGGUAAAUGUUUUUCACGGGAAUCACAUCUUGUUACACAUGAGAAAAGUCACACAGGCGAGAAGCCAUUUUUAUGUUCUGAUUGUGGGAAAUGUUUUACACAGAAAUCAUAUCUUGUUACACAUGAGAGACGACACACAGGUGAGAAGCCAUAUCCAUGCUCUGAGUGUGGGAAAUGUUUUACCCAGUCAUCAGAUCUUGUUAAACAUAAGAGAAUUCACACAGGUGAGAAACCAUUUCCAUGUUCUGAAUGUGGGAAAUGUUUUACACAUAAAUCACAUCUUAUUAGACAUGAGAGACUUCAUACAGGAGAAAAGCCAUUUUCAUGUUUUGAGUGUGGGAAAUGUUUCACACAUAAAUCUGCUCUUGUUACACAUAAGAAAACACACAUUGAUGAGACACUAUUUCCAUGUUCUGAGUGUGCGAAAUGUUUUACAUGUAAAGCAUAUCUUGAUAAACACCAGAAAACUCACAGAGGAGAUAAAUAAUUUCAGUGAGCCGAUAAGAAGCAUCAAUACUUGUGAAAUCCAUUGAUAUUAUUAUUGUAAGUUUUAGAAAUUGACAAAUACAUUUACUGAAAAUAACGAUGAUAAAAUAACAGACUUAAUAAGAAACAAAAAUAAAAUAAUAAAUUGAAUAACCUGAGGUAACUGAGGUCCAAAAUGCAACGCGUUUCGCAGCUCACAGUCCAAUUCCCCACUGCCUAAGGAAGCGGACGGAACACUCUUUUCUUCUGGACACCAUGCAGUGAGAUUAUCGGGUUUAAAAUUGUUUAGUUUUUGUUUUAAUUUCUUGUCUAUAUGUUAAUUAUCAUUCAAUUGCUAUUAAUAUGUUGUGAAGUUUUUAGUGUUAGAUAUUUUUGUCUUCGGAUACUGAUUAUUUGCACUUAUAAUGUGAGUCCAUUCUAGGAGCUCUUUACUCCAGGACCUAUCAGUGUUAUAUUAACUUGUUCAUUUUAAACACUGCAGUUGUUACUGAUAAGGUCUGGCCACGUAUUGGCCAACAAGGUCUUACUUAUUCAACAUAGAAGCAUUUUUAACCCUACUUUCCAUAGUGAACGUUUAUAUUUGCAAUAGCUCGUACUAUUAUGGAAUAAAAUAAUGUUCCAGA